Dromiciops gliroides (monito del monte) is the source of this 2294-nucleotide messenger RNA. It is a transcript of the gene SLC35B4, whose product is annotated as solute carrier family 35 member B4. NCBI's taxonomy places the organism in Eukaryota, Metazoa, Chordata, Mammalia, Microbiotheria, Microbiotheriidae. Gene Ontology annotation, molecular function: UDP-N-acetylglucosamine transmembrane transporter activity; UDP-xylose transmembrane transporter activity. The record is from RefSeq and is a predicted model, not a curated record. Gene Ontology annotation, biological process: transmembrane transport. Gene Ontology annotation, cellular component: endoplasmic reticulum membrane; Golgi membrane. The transcript has 10 exons. Bases 220 to 1215 code for a protein of 331 amino acids.
AGUCCCGCCCCUAUUGGCGAGCCCCCCUUUUGAAUGGGGACAGGGUAGUCUGGAAACUACAGCUCCUCCGGAGGAGUUGGAAGCAGGCGCUGCCUCCGGAGCCCCCCGGAGCCCCGGGAGGCGAUGUUUUUGGAUGAGGUGGACGGAGUAGCCCAGCGCUUACGGACAGCGGCUUAACCACCCUGCUCCCCCCACCCCUAAUUCCACCCCAGAGCCACCAUGCACCCGGCCUGCGCUGUCGGCCUGGUGUUCGCCGGCUGUUGCAGUAACGUGAUCUUCUUGGAGCUCCUGGCCAGGAGGCAUCCAGGAUGUGGGAACAUCGUGACAUUUGCACAGUUUUUAUUUAUAGCCAUGGAAGGCUUUAUCUUUGAAGCUAACUUGGGAAGGAAGAGGCCUGCUAUUCCAAUAAGGUAUUAUGCCAUCAUGGUGACCAUGUUCUUCACUGUCAGUGUGGUGAAUAAUUAUGCCCUAAAUCUCAACAUUGCCAUGCCCCUGCAUAUGAUAUUUAGAUCAGGUUCUCUAAUUGCCAAUAUGAUUCUAGGCAUUAUCAUUUUGAAGAAAAGGUACAGUGUAUCCAAAUAUACUUCCAUUGCUCUGGUGUCUAUGGGGAUUUUUAUCUGUACUUUUAUGUCUGCCAAACAAGUGGCAUCCCAGUCCAGCUUGAGUGAGAAUGAUGGAUUCCAGGCAUUUGCAUGGUGGCUACUAGGGAUUGGUGCACUGACCUUUGCCCUUCUGAUGUCAGCAAGGAUGGGCAUUUUCCAAGAGACACUUUAUAAGGAAUUUGGGAAACACUCCAAGGAGGCUUUGUUUUAUAAUCAUGCCCUGCCACUCCCUGGCUUCAUCUUCCUGGCUUCUGAUAUCUAUGAUCAUGCACUUCUUUUUAAUAAAUCUGAAUUGUAUCAGGUUCCAGUCAUCGGGGUGACAAUGCCUAUCAUGUGGUUCUACCUCCUCAUGAACGUCUUCACUCAGUAUGUGUGCAUCCGGGGUGUGUUCAUCCUCACCACAGAAUGUGCCUCCCUCACAGUGACGCUUGUUGUGACGCUACGCAAAUUUGUCAGCCUCAUCUUCUCCAUCCUCUAUUUCCAGAACCCUUUCACCCUCUGGCAUUGGCUGGGCACCAUGUUUGUCUUUGUUGGGACCUUGAUGUACACCGAGGUCUGGAACAGUCUAGGAUUACCCAGGAGGCAGCCCCAGAAAGAGGACAAGAAGGACUGAGCUUCAUCUGACAUAGACUCUCCUGGAUUUAGGAGGGUGGUGAUGCAGUGAGAGUCUGGCUACCAUCCCACUUUCUUUAAAGCUUACACACCCCAGCAUAGACCCAAAUACAUAUCAGGGAGUCCCCCUGUAGAGGGGAACUUUAGUAUUCCUGAUGUCUGUGCUGACUGAUAUUUGCAGCUGCUGGACCGAGCAUCUAUCCCCCAACUCUGAAGUAGAAAAGGAGUAGUUCUGAUCUCUUGAGCAGAGUAUCCAUUUGUAUUUUUAUUAAAGUGUUAAAGAUAUGUAUUUAUUAAAUUCCAAGGAUGUGAAGGACCUAAUUUUGGACCAGUGGUUCUCAGCCAGGAAUACCCUUUUCACAGCAGCCAGUAGUCCCAAUCCCACCCACUCUAUCACCAGCAACCUUGAACCACUCAGAGCCACCUGACAUAAUCAACAAAACAGUCAGGUGGUUAAUUAACUGAGGAAUGGUAACAUGGGGCUGGUGGCCUCCGUGAAACUGGGGCAGGUCAGGUGGUAGCACCUGGUUUCAUUUGUUCUUAUUGUCUCCUCCAUCCGUCCAGAUGCAAAAUGAUUAUGACACAUUCACUGGAUAUCCUGAUUACAGUGGCCCUGAAACAGUCCAAUUAUAAGCACAGUUGUAUCUGGACCUACCACAGUCCACUAUUAGCCUUUGUGGAAAGGUCAUGGACUGAAUAAGUCUGGUGAAGGCUGAAAUGGCAUCUUCAGGGCAACCCUGAACAAGCUUGCUUCAUGCUGGCUGGCCCUGACAAGAACCUGCAAGCUGAGGUCAGUCCCUUGGGACCAGGACAUUGGUAUUGAGUCUGUUAUAAGGAGGUGUCAGAAGACCUUCGGGCCCAGGGACUUUCAGCUCUGCCCAGGAACUUUGGUGAAGUACAUGAAAAUCAAAGCCUGUCAGGCUACAUCAAGUUACAUCAGGUCAAAUCAUGAUUGUAUUAAAACCAAAAUUUUAUCACAAACUAUCAGCUGAACAUGGCAAAUGCUAUUCUGUUCAUUUUAUGAUGUAUCUGUAUCAGUUGUCUCUUGUUAGACAAUUAAAGAUGGUAUUUGACUCUUUG